AAAGCAAACAAAAGUAGUUGUCUGGAUACUUAAGUCACCAUGGCCAGCACAGGAAACUUCGAGAUUAAGGCUAUAACUUUUCUAGUCUUAGCUUUGUUUUCUUGUCUGGCAAAUGGUGCACUUAGCCACACCAUUGUGGGUCUCCGUAAUCGACGUGCCCUUGGAGAAACAAGCGGUGCUGCAAUUACAGUUUUUGACGUCACAGAACAUGGUGCUAAAGCAGACGAUAAAACGAAUAAUGCAAUGUCAUUUAUACAAACAUGGAAGGCAGCUUGCGCAUCCACUGCUCCUGCAAAAGUUGUUAUUCCAGAUGGAACAUUUUUAACAGGCCCUACUAUAUUUCAAGGGCCAUGGCAGCUCAGCGAAUAUACUUCACCAGAAUGGAUGACCUUCGAAUCUAUCGACGGUUUAACUUUGACCGGUAAAGGAACUUUCGACGGCCAAGGACCCGUUGUUUGGCAAUACAAUGACUGCAAAUCAAACGAGGAUUGCCAGAAGCUUCCUGCUUCGCUUAGGUUCCAUAAAGUGACCAAUUCAGAAGUUUCUAAGAUCACCUCCCUCAAUAGCAUGUUCUUCCACUACCACGUUGUAAAAUGUCAGAAUGUUGCCUUCCACCAUCUCACCAUAACGGCUCCAGACGAGAGUCCGAACACCGAUGGCAUACAUAUAAGCGGUUCUAGUUCUAUCAGUCUCACUGACUAUGAUUGGAACUGGUGAUGCAGUAUGAUUGGAACUGGUGAUGAUUGCGUCUCAAUCGGAGAUGGAACCACAAAUCUUACAGUUUCCCAAGUUACUUGUGGCCCGGGACAUGGCAUUAGUGUCGGAAGCCUUGGCAAAUAUCCUGAUGAGGACGAUGUGAGCGGGAUUACUGUGAUUAACUGCACAUUUUCAAAGACUACAAACGGUGCUAGAAUCAAAACAUAUUCCGAUUCAGGUCCCAGCAAUGCUUUUGGCAUUGUUUACCAGGAUAUUAUCAUGAAUGAUGUAAAGAACCCGAUUAUCAUAGAUCAGAAAUAUGGUAUCAAAGAUAAGGAGGCGCAACCAUCUAAUUCUAAGGUGAAGGUUAGUGAUGUUCAUUUCAAAAACAUUAAGGGCACAUCAAUUUCAGCUGCAGCAGUUGAUUUACAAUGUAGCUCAGCAUUUCCUUGUGAAGGAGUAGAACUUUCUGAUAUUGAUUUAACCUACAUAGGCAAUGAACCUUCAACUGAAUCUGCUUUAUGUUCCAAUGCCAAAGUGACCUGUGACGGCAUACAAAAUCCAGCAAUUACUUGCACUUAAUGUGUAUAUAUAUUUGGAUUGUUUUUACUUACAUUUUACUUUCAUAUUUUGAGCUUACAAAAAUCAUUUUAUGUGUAAGCAACAACUUUAAGGAUUAUUGUACGUCAUUGCGUGAUUUGCUUCUUUUUAA
Jatropha curcas is the source of this 1408-nucleotide messenger RNA. Its product is annotated as exopolygalacturonase. Gene Ontology annotation, biological process: carbohydrate metabolic process. Gene Ontology annotation, molecular function: polygalacturonase activity. NCBI's taxonomy places the organism in Eukaryota, Viridiplantae, Streptophyta, Magnoliopsida, Malpighiales, Euphorbiaceae. The record is from RefSeq and is a predicted model, not a curated record.